CGCCACUGUCGCUGAAGAAGCCAAGUUAUUAAACUGGGGGCUUGGCUGCUGUCAAUCCACUUUUUUCUUUUUGAUCCUGCUGCGCAGACUUUGAACUCUUUCAUCUGGGUUGGACCCUGAUUUGUAUCCCUCACAAUACUACAUGUUUGACAUUUUUCUCGUGCUGUGACCUUGAUCUUGUCUCUCGUUACGCUUAGUAUCAUCCUCCGGAGUGAUCUCUCGCUAUCUCACUCUAAGCCAUUAAAUCCACCGCCUUCAUCACCACAAAUAUGCCGUCGCUUAUCCUCCGUGCCCUCGCGACCGCCUCAUUUCUCUUCACAACGACAACAACUGCCUUCCCCCUCUUCCCCCGAGACAUCCAAUGGUCCUUCGACCUCUACCCAACGACAGCCUGCAACGGCACGGGUGAACUCCAUGCUGGCAGCGGAAGCACCGGCUGCCGUGCCGACUUGAACGGAGUCGCCUCGGCCUAUACGCUGAACACGAUCGCGGACGGGUGCCGGAUCGAGUUCUUUGAUAACACGAUGUGCGACGGGAAUGAUAUUUCGGAUGUUGCCGGACCGAUGACGAGUACGCAGACGUGUCGGGUGCCUAAUUUGAAGCGUCGGUAUGCUUCGUACCAGGUUUCUUGUGUGAAGGUUGAGAUUUAAAUUUGAUGUGGGUUAUGCAUCUGGAUUGGGAUACUAUCGUGGGUUUGGGAUUUGAAGUCUUCGGCCGUUCGGGAGAGGAAACACUUGGGAGGAUACGAUGUAAACGAUUUUUGACGUCCUUGGGCUGGUCCCCGGGAUUACGGUUAGCGAUAGACAUUUUGGUUAUUAGAGACUCGGGCAAGCUGGAUAUUGCGUUGGAUUCAUGAUUUACUGUUACUCUAUGUAUUCAUGAGCCCAUAGAAAAGCGGGGGAUACCUCUCAAGGUGAUACAAACAGAAUCCUUGUAUGAAAAAAG
Molecule: messenger RNA, 945 nt
Organism: Penicillium brasilianum
Lineage: Eukaryota; Fungi; Ascomycota; Eurotiomycetes; Eurotiales; Aspergillaceae
Source: the annotation of a GenBank genome assembly